CUGGCGUCUCAGCAUGAUGACGUCACUCGCUGAUGACGUGUCGUUUUGUUUACAGCGGCGCAUUCAGAGAAAUGGCUGUGGACAUAACUCUACUUUUCAAAGCCAGCGUGAAGACCGUGAAGACCAGAAACAAGGCGAUAGGGAUCGGGUUCGACUCGACGAAAGAUGAGAUUUUCAAAAGAAGCAGAACGAAGAGCGGCUUCUCCCAGAGAGCGAAAGAAGUGAUCACAAACAUCACCAAGCUCAAAGACUUUCUGCUUCAACACCGAAAAGAUUACAUAAGUGCUGGGAGUCUCAUUUCAUCGGACCUGACACGCAUGACGGAUGGCGAACGGGACCAGAUUGACCAGGAUGCUCAGAUCUUCAUGAGGACGUGUUCUGAAGCCAUCAAGCAGCUCCGCAGUGAAGUGGAGAAGCAGGCGGCACCAGCUCAGAUUAAGGAGCACAGAGGAGCCGUGCUGGACCUUGUAGAGACGUACCUGAGAGGCGUCUGUAAGGUCUACUCUGAGCAAAGAGCCAUACGAGUCAAGAGGAUGGUGGACAAGAAGAGGCUAUCAAGACUGACACCCGAGCGGCCCAGUCGAGCAGAGAAAACUCUGGAAGUGGAGCCCACAGAGGAGAAAACGAGAGAGGAAAGUUCAGAGAAGAGCUCAUCAGAGGUCCAGGGCAGCUCUGUCAGUUUGUGGGAAGAGGGCAGAGUGGAGGAUGAGCUUUCUCCUGAGGAGAUCCAGAUG
This is a messenger RNA of Oryzias melastigma (Indian medaka), 734 nucleotides long. It is a transcript of the gene stx18, whose product is annotated as syntaxin 18. Gene Ontology annotation, molecular function: SNAP receptor activity. The record is from RefSeq and is a predicted model, not a curated record. Gene Ontology annotation, biological process: intracellular protein transport; retrograde vesicle-mediated transport, Golgi to endoplasmic reticulum. Lineage: Eukaryota; Metazoa; Chordata; Actinopteri; Beloniformes; Adrianichthyidae. Gene Ontology annotation, cellular component: SNARE complex; endoplasmic reticulum; membrane.